GUCAAAUACAGUGAAGCUAGGGAUCCAUGGAAAGUCCCCUGCUUUACUCUGCAGCUAUAAAUAUACCAACUAGGACCCAACCAUAAACCACAGUAACCCAAAAACUUCCCCAAGAAAAUCUGACCCUCUCUUCUUCUCUCUAAACUACGGCCCUAACUGUUUUUGUUUCACCUUCGUCACUGAUCUUCCUCGAACACUUAAUGAAUCUUUUUGCCCAUUAAAGCUCAAGCUUUAAGCUUUCGUUUGAACUCUCAAAAUCCCUCCAUCGUUUUCUAGUAAGAUCAUUUCCUUUUGACUCUCUUCUCAGUUUCAAAAUCAUCGGAAAGGGGACAAUUUUUAGUGCCCGUUUUCCUUCACUCUAAUUUCUUUUUAGAUUUCUCAUUACCAUCUGUUUCCUCUUCUCCAAGAAGCUCAAGAAAUCAUGGAAAGAAUGCAAGAAAACAACUCUUCUUUUGCAUUCAACACAGCUGAAAUUGGUUCCUCACUGUCACAACUUAUAUUGGCAGGAGGGACCAACACUUUGGAUUCUAUUUUCUCUCAUUGCCAACCAGCGCGUUCUCUUACCAGUCCUGCUUUUGAGCCUUUAGGCUCUUCAGUCUAUCUCCGCCAGAGAGAUCUCUUGCAAAAAUUCAGUGAAGAAAACAGAAUGAACACCUCCUUAUCUCACAAUUUGCCAACAAACCCUCUUCAAAACCCUGUGCACUCCAGCAACUAUUUGGCUCCAACCAAGAAGAAACUAUACAGGGGAGUCAGGCAGCGGCAUUGGGGCAAAUGGGUUGCUGAAAUUAGACUUCCUCAAAACAGAAUGAGAGUCUGGUUAGGUACUUAUGACACAGCAGAAGCUGCAGCUUAUGCUUAUGAUCGUGCUGCUUAUAAACUUAGAAGCCAAUAUGCUAGGCUGAAUUUUCCAAAUCUAAAGGAUCCUGCUAAGUUGGGAUUCACAGAUUGUAGUAAACUGAAUGCUUUGAAGAAUACUGUGGAUGCCAAGAUUCAAGCAAUUUUUCAGAAGGUUAAAAAGGAGAGGGCCAAAAAGAAUGCAGCAAAGAAGAGUAAUGUUGAUGGUAAAAGCACAGGAAGUAAAAAGCCAGUGAAAGUGGAUUCGAAUGCAUCAACACCAUCUCCAGCAUCAUCAUCAUCAUUUUCAACUUUGUUUUCUGGUGAUAAUUGGGGUGGUAGUGAAUUGGUGUCACCAGCUGUUUCUGAAGAUGGGUUUUGGAAGUGUGAGAGUUCUUCUUCUCCUUCUGUGUCUACAGAUUGUCCAGUAAUGGUGCCACAAGCUAUGGAAUUUGAAGACUGUUCCCUUGCAAGAAUGCCAUCUUAUGAUCCUGAGUUAAUCUGGGAGGUUCUUGCUAAUUAAGUACCAUUUCUCUUACCAAUCUGAAUUGGGGGACCGGUGAUUAUUAAUUUGGAGAAACAUUUGUUCCUGUUUCUCUACAUGUAUCUUUCAGUGCAAGAUGUAAAUAGUAGCUGCUUUCCAAGUAUGCCAUCUUCAUUUACUGUAUGUCUUGGAAGGAUUUUUAGAGCUUGUUGUAGCUUAGGUAAAAGGAGUUCUUAUCACGCUUGUAGUGAUUUGGCCUUUGUUUUCCGUAUGAAGGCACUUUUAAGGCUAUCUUAUAAUUAUAUUUUGAUUUUUGAA
Populus nigra (black poplar) is the source of this 1636-nucleotide messenger RNA. RefSeq names its product ethylene-responsive transcription factor ERF061-like. Bases 422 to 1357 code for a protein of 311 amino acids. The record is from RefSeq and is a predicted model, not a curated record. Gene Ontology annotation, molecular function: DNA binding; DNA-binding transcription factor activity. Gene Ontology annotation, biological process: regulation of DNA-templated transcription. Lineage: Eukaryota; Viridiplantae; Streptophyta; Magnoliopsida; Malpighiales; Salicaceae. The transcript has a single exon.